AUGCCACUGGAGCGCCGCCGGUCUCGUGUCUAUCCGGACGCCCCAGUCUCGAUGGAUCAGGUUUCGACUGCGUCAAGCACCGAUUUGAAAGCCGAAGAUUCGACACCAGGUCCGGCUUCCAUGCCAUCACCUUGUGUCGGUCGAGGUGAUCAGAGCUCGGAAGAUGAACAGAGGGACAUUGACCCGUGGUCGAGCUCCAUGCCUCCACCACCGGUCCCGAGUGAGACAUUCGAGACGCGUCUGAGUCGCUCCACCUCUUCGGCAUCUCGAAAUGCCAACCGACUCUCCUUAACGCUGCCAAUUGCACCCCCGAACGGCACCUCUUCGAGACCUACUCCGACUUCCUCAAUGCCUCCAACUCCCAUCGGCUCGUCCGCCUUGAACUCUCCAAUGGACCCGAAUGAUUACAUUGUCGCCAUCGCUGCCCAAGAACGGCGCGUGUUGGAGUUGCGCGAGGAGCUGGGGCGAGCCGAGAAAGAAUUGAAGACGCUACAGAGAAGGUGGGCAACAUCUGAGGCUUACAAAAAGAGGCCAACCAACAGAAAUGUUGAGCCCCUGCGGACACUGGCGUCGACGGGAGACACCCUUAAUGGCUACGCGGAAAGCCCAGCAGCCAAGCGCAGUAGCGAGUUAGACCGGAGGAAGGCCAUUCUGCUCGCACAGAGCCAAGGCACACCUCGCUCCAGGAGGACAGUCAUUCGAGGUGGCCACACGCGUGCUUUGUCUCUACUUUCGCCAACCAAGUCUGCCGAUGACGUCCCAAUCCACGAAGACGAUGAUGUGCGUCGCUCAACCGAUUCUCACAUAAGACGGUUGCCACCUCCCAGCCUCGCUCCUCCUUCCAAGCGCGCGACCUGGGCUCCGCGACAGACACAGCCACCCCAUGGGGUAAAGCAGAUCGCCCAUGACUUCAAACAAGGUCUCUGGACAUUUGUCGAGGAUCUGAGACAAGCAACAGUGGGCGACGAGGGAGUAUCAGGGACCACGAACCGAACCAGUGAAAUGGCCCCUAGGCAGGACCAUGACCAGGACACCAUUCGUGCUUCGACAUCUGGCCGUGGUCGAAUACCGUUCUCGAUCGAACCUGACUCAGCCACAGACAGCUCAAGCAGCGCGUCCUCUGCUAGCUUUAACGAUCGUUUCCUACACCGGCGAAACACAUCUCGAGCGGAAGCAAAGACCAGAAAACACUUUUCUUGGACGCCGCUGACCUUCGACAACUUCGAUGACGAGGAUUGGUCAAACUGGGACUCUCCAACUGUCAAAUCAUCUCGGUGGAGCGGCAGUACAGUGAACGGAGACAUCAUUCCGGCCAUCCCCGAGAAAAUUGACGAGAACGAGGCUACACUUAGACGGAAGCGCUCCAGAGCCGAACUUCGGUCGCCAUCUCCGCACACUCCAAGCAAGCUCGAAGAGUUGCCCCAGGUCAUACUCAACCGCCUGAGUCUGACCCCAAGCAACAUCAAGAACACCACGUCGAACUUCAUCAAAGAGUGGGAGAAGAGCCUGUCACCUCCAGAUUCGGCGACAUUAGACGCCGGUCUUCAAGAUUUGAGAAACAGCAUACUGUGA
Messenger RNA from Anthostomella pinea, 1572 nucleotides. Lineage: Eukaryota; Fungi; Ascomycota; Sordariomycetes; Xylariales; Xylariaceae. The record is from the annotation of a GenBank genome assembly.